Messenger RNA from Lemur catta (Ring-tailed lemur), 2209 nucleotides. It is a transcript of the gene LMBRD1, whose product is annotated as LMBR1 domain containing 1. Gene Ontology annotation, cellular component: vacuolar membrane. Gene Ontology annotation, biological process: protein localization to vacuole. The record is from RefSeq and is a predicted model, not a curated record. The transcript is spliced from 16 exons. The coding region runs from base 228 to 1856 and encodes 542 amino acids. NCBI's taxonomy places the organism in Eukaryota, Metazoa, Chordata, Mammalia, Primates, Lemuridae.
CAGCGUCGUGACGUCAUGACGCCCCGGACGCGCCCCGCCUCUGAGACGUCCUCGACGCCCCGCCCCCGCCCCGCCCAGCUUGUCGCUCGUGGGUCGAGUCUCCUUGGCAACCACUUGCUCCGCCCCCUCCGCCCCUUUAACCUUUAGGGUGUGCGAGUGCGGCUUCCCUCGCACUCUCUCCCUUUUCCCCCUCCCCUCCCCCGGGUCCGUCCGGACCGGAAGCGAAGAUGGCGGUGGUGGCUGCAGGCGCGGCCUCGGCGGAUCUGGUGAUCGGCUGGUGCAUAUUCGGCCUCUUACUGCUGGCUAUUUUGGCAUUCUGCUGGAUAUAUGUUCGUAAAUACCAAAGUCAGCGGGAAAGUGAAGUUAUCUCCACCAUCACAGCAAUUUUUUCUCUAGCAAUUGCACUUAUAACAUCGGCACUUCUACCAGUGGAUAUAUUUUUGGUUUCUUAUAUGAAAAAUCAAAAUGGUACAUUUAAGGACUGGGCUAAUGCUAAUGUCAGCAGACAGAUUGAGGACACUGUAUUAUAUGGUUACUAUACUUUAUAUUCUGUUAUAUUGUUCUGUGUGUUCUUCUGGAUCCCUUUUGUCUACUUCUACUAUGAGGAAAAGGAUGAUGAUGAUACUAGUAAAUGCACUCAAAUUAAAACCGCACUCAAGUAUACUUUGGGAUUUGCUGUGAUUUGUGCACUUCUUCUUUUAGUUGGUGCUUUUGUUCCAUUGAGUGUUCCCAAUAACAAAAAUUCUACAGAAUGGGAAAAAGUGAAGUUCCUAUUUGAAGAACUUGGAAGUAGUCAUGGCUUAGCUGCAUUGUCAUUUUCUAUUAGUUCUCUGACCUUGAUUGGAAUGUUGGCAGCUAUAACUUACACAGCCUAUGGCAUGUCUGCUUUACCUUUAAAUCUGAUAAAAGGCACUAGAAGCACUGCUUAUGAACGUUUAGAAAACACUGAAGACAUUGAAGAAGUGGAGCAACACAUUCAAACAAUUAAAUCAAAAAGCAAAGAUGGUCGACCUUUGCCAGCAAGGGAUAAACGUGCCUUAAAACAAUUUGAAGAAAGGUUACGAACACUUAAGAAAAGAGAGAGACAUUUAGAAUUCAUUGAAAACAGCUGGUGGACAAAAUUUUGUGGUGCUUUGCGUCCCCUGAAGAUCAUUUGGGGAAUAUUUUUCAUCUUAGUUGCAUUGCUGUUUGUAAUUUCUCUCUUCUUGUCAAAUUUAGAUAAAGCUCUUCAUUCAGCUGGAAUAGAUUCUGGUUUCAUAAUUUUUGGAGCUAACUUGAGUAAUCCACUGAAUAUGCUUUUGCCUUUACUACAAACAGUUUUUCCUCUUGAUUAUAUUCUUAUAACAAUUAUUAUUAUGUACUUUAUUUUUACUUCAAUGGCGGGAAUUCGAAAUAUUGGCAUAUGGUUCUUUUGGAUUAGAUUAUAUAAAAUCAGAAGAGGUAGAACUAGGCCCCAAGCACUCUUAUUUCUCUGCAUGAUACUUCUACUUAUUGUCCUUCACACUAGCUACAUGAUUUACAGUCUUGCUCCCCAGUAUGUUAUGUAUGGAAGCCAAAAUUACUUAAUAGAGAGCAAUAUAACUUCUGAUGACCAUAAAGGCAAUUCAACCCUUCCUGUGCCAAAGAGAUGUGAUGCAGAUGCUCCUGAAGAUCAAUGCACUGUUACCCGGACAUACCUAUUUCUUCACAAGUUCUGGUUCUUUAGUGCUGCUUACUAUUUUGGUAACUGGGCCUUUCUGGGGGUAUUCUUGAUUGGACUAAUUGUAUCCUGUUGUAAAGGGAAAAAAUCAGUCAUGGAAGGAGUAGAUGAAGAUUCAGACAUAAGUGAUGAUGAGCCCUCUGUCUAUUCUGUUUGACAGCCUUCUGUCUUAAAGGUUUUAUAAAGCUGACUGAAUAUCUGUUAUGCAUUUUUAAAGUGUUAAACAUUAGGUUGAACUAACUAGCUUUCAUCAAAAUGGGAGCAUGGCUAUUAAAAAAACUAUAUUUUUUAUGUUUUCUGAAGUAAUAUUAUUGUAUCAUAGAUUAACAUUUAAAAUUGCUAUAAUAAUAUUAUGUAAAUACAAAACUACCGGCUUUGUGAGGGAAUGUUUGUGGAUAAAUUUUUUUCUCUAAUGUAUAAUAGUGUUAAAUUGGUUAAAAAUCUUCCAGAAUUAAUAUCCCUUUUUGUUGCUUUUUAAAAACAUAAUAAAUCACUUGUAUCUGUGCCUUA